Daphnia pulicaria is the source of this 508-nucleotide messenger RNA. Its product is annotated as 60S ribosomal protein L34-like. The record is from RefSeq and is a predicted model, not a curated record. The coding region runs from base 96 to 455 and encodes 119 amino acids. NCBI's taxonomy places the organism in Eukaryota, Metazoa, Arthropoda, Branchiopoda, Diplostraca, Daphniidae. Gene Ontology annotation, molecular function: structural constituent of ribosome. The transcript has 4 exons. Gene Ontology annotation, biological process: translation. Gene Ontology annotation, cellular component: ribosome.
UUGCUACUUGGCAACAGCGAACGUUGUUCUCUUCGUCAAGUAAAGUCUUUCUCUUAGAGCUCCUUUUCACUUCGGGCUUGGAUUCGAAAGGUAAAAUGGCUCAACGUUUAACUUAUCGGAGGCGCCUCUCCUACAACACCGCUAGCAACCAGCGACGCAUUGUGAGAACCCCAGGUGGUCGCCUUGUAUAUCAAUACAAAAAGAAGCAAAGGAAGAUUCCCAAAUGUGGUAUGUGCAAGACUACACUCAGAGGUAUCCGACCAGCAAGAGCUCAUGAGCGAAAAAGGAUGUCACUGAGACAAAAGAAAGUCUACCGUGCCUAUGGUGGAUGUCUUUGUCACAGCUGUGUCAGAGAGAAGAUUGUGAGGGCGUUCUUGAUUGAAGAGCAGAAAAUAGUAGCCAAAGUACUGAAGGCUCAGCAGGCUGCUGUUAAAUCUUCUAAAGGCAAAGUUUAAAUGUCCUCCAAUGAAGUGUGGGUGGAUUUUAAUACACCUUGCAUCAUGUGGUA